ACCUUCUUAGGAGAAACACAGAAGCCAUUUGGUUCUUCAUCUCCUCAACUGAUCUCUCUCUCUCUCUCUCUCUCUCUCUCUCUCAAGUGCUCCUUUGUGAGUAGCUGAGUGUCCUUGGCCUAGUGAAUUUUUUGGUGCAAUCCGUUGCCAAAAAAUGGAAAGCCAGGGAUGCUGCAGCAACUUCUUUCAAAGGUCCAAGCCUUACAUCGCCAUGAUCUCACUUCAAUUUGGCUAUGCGGGCAUGAACAUUAUCACUAAGGUCUCCCUCAAUAGAGGAAUGAGCCACUAUGUUCUCGUCGUCUACCGCCAUGCAUUCGCCACUGCUGUGAUAGCGCCAUUCGCCAUCAUUCUCGAGAGGAAGGUUCGACCGAAGAUCACGUUUCCAAUUUUCAUGCAGAUAUUUGUACUGGGUCUUCUUGGGCCAGUGAUUGAUCAGAACUUUUAUUAUGCUGGGCUGAAAUUCACCUCCCCCACCUUCUCUUGUGCCUUGAGCAACAUGUUACCUGCCAUGACAUUCGUCAUGGCUGUUCUAUGCAGGAUGGAGAAAGUAGACAUAAAGAAAGUAAGGUGCCAGGCAAAGGUAAUAGGAACUCUAGUGACAGUGGCGGGAGCAAUGUUUAUGACCUUGUACAAGGGGCCUAUUGUAGAGAUGGUGUGGUCCAAGUCCGUCCAUCCUCGUAAAUCCUAUGUGACAAACACCACAGAUGUGACUGACAAAGAAGACUGGUUCAAGGGCUCCAUUCUCCUCAUCAUAGCCACACUAGCUUGGGCAGCUUUCUUCAUCUUGCAGGCUAUAACAAUGAGGAGAUAUACAGCUCACCUCUCCCUCACAGCACUAGUGUGCUUUAUGGGCACUCUUCAGUCAAUUGCUGUGACCUUUGUCAUGCAGCACUCCCCUUCUGUCUGGACCAUAGGCUGGGACAUGAACCUUCUUGCUGCUGCCUAUGCUGGAAUCGUCUCUUCGAGCAUUGCGUACUAUGUCCAAGGGCUAGUCAUGCAAAAAAGAGGGCCUGUUUUUGUCACUGCCUUCAGCCCUCUGAUGAUGAUCAUAGUAGCCAUCAUGGGAUCUCUCAUCCUUGCAGAAAAGAUUUACUUAGGAGGUGUCCUUGGUGCCAUAUUGAUAGUUGCAGGCCUGUACUCAGUCCUGUGGGGCAAGUACAAGGAACACAGAGAGAAACAGGCCAUGGAAUCCAUCCCAGAGGCUAUUAAGGGCAUUGAAGGAAACAACCUUCCCAUGAUAGAAGACACUGAAGCCAAUGACAUUGAAUCUGCGAUAGCAAAAGGUAACGAGAGCUCUCUCGGUGACCAGGCCGUCAGCGUUCCCGUUAGUGUCCCACCACCCAUGAAAGCUAACGGUAACUAGCCGUUAAAGUUAGUUAAAAGGAGAGAGACAAAGAGAGACAGAGAGAGAAUGUAAUGCUUAAGGGAGGGCAAUUUUGUCAUUUCCCUUCUUACCUUUUUUUUUGUUUUUUUUUGGAUUAAUUACGGGGCCUGGGUUUUCUACAUAUGUACGCUGAUAUUCUAAUAUAGUUUUGAAGAAAAAUGGAAAAUUUCCAGAGAAUUGUAGAAUCUCUUUUUAAUAGAGGUUUGGUG
Magnolia sinica is the source of this 1593-nucleotide messenger RNA. RefSeq names its product WAT1-related protein At5g07050-like. Gene Ontology annotation, cellular component: plasma membrane. Bases 155 to 1363 code for a protein of 402 amino acids. Gene Ontology annotation, molecular function: transmembrane transporter activity. The record is from RefSeq and is a predicted model, not a curated record. The transcript has 7 exons. Lineage: Eukaryota; Viridiplantae; Streptophyta; Magnoliopsida; Magnoliales; Magnoliaceae.